AUGUCCCGCAACACAAGCAGUUUUUCAAGCAGCAGCGAAUGCCCUAUCCCUUAUCAUCAGCGCUCUGUCAGUCCGAAUCGCCGCAACUCCCUCUCCCCGACAAGAAAACAGCGAAAACAAUACACGAUUACAAAGAAGCGCGAGGUUUGGACCCCGGAGGAGCACGCGCUUUUUGUUGAGGGAUUAAACUUAUACCACCGCGACUGGAAGCGGAUAGAACAACACAUCAAAACAAAAACAGUGGUCCAAAUUCGGUCGCACGCGCAAAAGUAUUUUCUGAAGCUUCAGAAAACACAAAAUGGCCUCCCACAACGGUCGUUGUCUCCAUGCGACAAUGCUCUGCCGUCGGAUGUAACGACCACUACGAAGAAGCGGCGCAAUUCGAUUAGCGCAUUCACCCCUGCUUCUUCGCUACAGUAUUCUAUCAUCACUUUCUCAAAUUCAGAAACAAAUUCCCCACGAAUGUCUAUGUCACCGUUCUCGGAGCAAAUGAGUAACGAGGAGCACCACCAGACGUUCCACCCAAUAUACAUGAAAUAG
Entamoeba invadens IP1 is the source of this 540-nucleotide messenger RNA. RefSeq lists its product as hypothetical. Gene Ontology annotation, molecular function: DNA binding. The transcript has a single exon. Lineage: Eukaryota; Evosea; Mastigamoebida; Endamoebidae. The record is from RefSeq and is a predicted model, not a curated record. Bases 1 to 540 code for a protein of 179 amino acids.